Periconia digitata is the source of this 1290-nucleotide messenger RNA. Lineage: Eukaryota; Fungi; Ascomycota; Dothideomycetes; Pleosporales; Periconiaceae. The record is from the annotation of a GenBank genome assembly.
ACUAUUACACGCGAUUUCGAGAAUUUCAAGAGAAAUUAUGCCUUUUUUCAGACAGGACGAACAUAUCUGGGCAUGGUCAGAGUGUACAACGCUGUACGAUGCUUUGUUGUUCACAUGAUAGCUAUAGAAUUGGGCGGGCUCGCCCCCCCUCGAACAUUCAAAACCUGGCUGAUACGAGGGAUCGAGUGGAAGUUCUGUGAAUUUGGGAUAUGAACGUGUCAUGGAAUUGAAGCUCUUUGUGGAGUAAUAAUAUGAGUGAAUUCAAGAAAAGCACUCCAAAUAUAUUUACGCGCGUAUACAUAUCUGGAGGUACUUCUUAACUUUAUUUUUCAACUUAUCACGAGUAUAGUCUGCCUUCUCUGAUAAAUCCUGAUUGGUUAAUGUCUAGUAAAACAGCUAACCUCCUGAUAUACAACGACCCGAUGUGCUCUGACCUUGUACAUGCUUACCCAAGACCAAGACAAAUUGAGGGGAGACUGCUCCAAACAUGCAACCCUAUGUCUCCGCUUCGAAUAUGAUAUUUCAACAUCUUUAAAGCUGGUGCAUUCAGGAAUCUAUUCUUUCUAGAUGACCAAUUUUCAAUUCCAUCGCUAUCGACUUGCUCCACCUCUCUCUGGUUGGCAUAUGCAGGCCCUGUGCAUCUUGACACAUUGUGAAAGCACUUUCUAACGCUUUGAGACGCACACAAUGUGUAAAAGCCCAAAAGUGUAGCCCAGCACCAAGUUUUGCGUCUGUGCUUGAAUCUAUUGCGAAGUCGACUCGAUUCGAGUGUACCCACACAGUGUCUUUACAUUGUUACAACCUUCACUUGGAUCAAACCUAUUCCUGGUGCAAAGAAACCAUACGACUGCAUUGUAUGGAGAUCUAAAAAUAUACUUCGCCACAAUAGACCGCGUAUUCGUCUCGAUGUAUAAAGCCCCAAUUUUUUCCCCUCACUUCUAUCUCGUGCAGCUACAGAAAGAUCCAUGGCCAUGGAUCUCCAGAGACCACAAUACUAACAAAUCCAGAGACCCCAAUUAACGCAUCUAGAUUUCCCAUUUCUUGUCGUCCCCUUUGUGAUUCUCCAUGGAUCCCACAUAUGUCGACAACAAGGACCCACAUCAGUCGACCGGAGCAAACACGCAGCUCCCUUUCUCUCCCCGUUCCCGAACUCCGUGCAAAAAGUCGUGAUCCAUCUCUUUUCAAGGUCGCUCCUGUGAUUGACGAUGAUGACGUGCCCAUGCAUUUGGUUUUUGGUGAUGUCGAGUAGUAUUGCGCACUGCAUGCUGUGACGGAUCGUCGCUUUCUCCU